AUGUCCAACUUGUUGAAUUUGCUGAGAUUCGGCGCACGGAGAGACCUGAGUGCGUGUCGCGCAGUUUCUCAUCUGACUCUGAGGACUAUAACCUGCUCGUCAAGACGUCACACUGCGCAGAGUGAGCCCACGUCAGUUUUGGGGAAAAGAUGGAAAGACACGGCAGACACAGUGAUCAUUGGUGGGGGCUGCGUGGGGGUCAGUCUGGCCUAUCACUUGGCCAAAAGCGGCGUGAAGGAUGUCGUGUUGUUGGAGAAAACUGAGCUGACAGCUGGUUCCACCUGGCAUGCUGCAGGUUUGACCACGUACUACCACCCAGGCAUCAACCUCAAAAAGGUUCACUAUGACAGCAUUAAGCUGUAUGAAAAGUUAGAGGAGGAAACUGGCCAGGCUGUAGGCUUUCACAACCCAGGUAGCAUCCGUAUUGCUUCCACGGCUGCACGUGUUGAUGAGAUGAAAUAUCAGAUGACCCGGACACACUGGCAUGUCACAGAACAGUACUUAAUUGGUCCUGAGAAAGUCCAUGAGCUCUUUCCACUGUUGAAGAUAGACCAGGUGUUGGCAGGUCUGUAUACCCCCGGGGAUGGCCAUAUAGACCCCUAUUCCCUCACUAUGGCCCUGGCGGCUGGCGCUCGCAUGUAUGGGGCUAUGAUUUACAAUCCGGCGCCUGUGACUGGGCUGAAGUCUACUCCCGACGGCAAAUGGGACGUCGACACUCCUCACGGGACCAUUCGUGCGAACCGUAUUGUUAACACUGCAGGAUUUUGGGCCCGAGAGCUCGGUCAGAUGAUCGGGUUUGAUCAUCCCACCAUCCCAGUGCAUCACCAGUACGUGGUAACAGCAACAGUGCCCGAGGUGAAGGCGCUGAAAAAGGAACUUCCCGUCAUCAGGGACUUGGAAGCCUCCUACUACCUGCGUCAGGAGCGAGACGGCCUUUUGUUCGGUCCGUAUGAGAAGAUGGAGAAAAUGGUGCUCCAGGACUCAUGGGUGAGAGAAGGAGUCCCACCAGGAUUUGGUAAAGAGCUGUUUGAGUCAGACCUCGACCGUAUAAUGGAACAUGUGGAGAUGGCUAUGGAGAUGGUACCAGUUCUGAAGACGGCAGACAUUAUAAACAUUGUCUCUGGGCCAAUCACAUACACUCCCGACCUCCUGCCUAUGGUCGGACCACACCAGGGUGUUCCUAACUACUGGACAGCCAUUGGAUUUGGGUAUGGAGUCAUUCAUGCAGGCGGCAUCGGGAAGUUCCUGAGUGACUGGAUCAGAACCGGGGAACCUCCUUAUGAUCUGAUUGAGUGUGACCCUAAUCGUUACGGCAAGUGGGUUGACAUCCCAUUCCUCUGUGCCAAGGCCCGAGAAUCAUAUGGCUUCAACAACGUGGUGGGUUACCCCAAAGAGGAACGCUUCGAAGGCCGGCCGACGAAGCGAACAAGUGGCGUUUACGACCUCCUCAAAGACAGAUGCUCCAUGGGCUUUCAUGCCGGGUGGGAGCAGCCUCAUUGGUUCUACAAACCUGGAGAUGACAUUGGAUACAAGCCCAGUUUCCGACGUACAAACUGGUUUGGACCAGUUGGAAGAGAGUGUAAACUGGUGAUGGAAAAGGUGGGAGUCGUAGACCUGACGCCUUUUGGGAAAUUUAAUGUGAAGGGAAAGGACUCCCACAAGCUCCUGGACCGCCUUUUUGCCAACACAAUGCCCAAGGUCGGUCUAACUAAUAUCAGCCACAUGUUGACUCCCUCUGGGAAAGUCUUUGCAGAGGUCACCAUCACGCAGGUAGCACCAGGAGAGUUCAUGCUUAUCACAGGCUCUGGGUCAGAGCUGCACGACCUCAGGUGGAUUGAAGACGAGGUUGCAAGAGGCGGAUAUGAUGUCGAAAUAAAAAAUGUCACAGAAGAUUUAGGAGUCUUGGGAAUUGCAGGACCUUAUUCACGCACUGUUCUUCAAAAACUGACCAAUGAGGACAUGAGUGAUGCUGGUUAUAAGUUUCUGCAUUGCAAGAAAAUUGAGUUGGCAGGUGUUUCUGUCCAAGCCAUUAGGAUUUCCUACUCAGGUGAACUUGGUUGGGAGAUGUAUGUGCCCCAGAAUAACAUGGCAACUUUGUACCAAGCUAUUAUGGACGCUGGAAAAGAAUAUGGCAUUGAUAAUUUUGGCACUUAUGCUAUGAAUUCCCUGAGACUGGAGAAGGGCUUCAGGGGCUGGGGAGCCGAGAUGAACUGUGACACCAACCCAUUGGAGGCUGGACUGGAUUACUUCAUCAAACUCAAUAAGCCCGCUGACUUUAUUGGCAAAGAGGCUCUCAAGGAGAUAAAGGCCAAAGGUCUGAAAAGAAAGCUGUCAUACCUCAGUGUGGACACUGACGACAUCGACCCCGAGGGGAAUGAGACCCUUUGGUUAAAUGACAAGGUGGUUGGAAACACGACGUCUGGAGCCUACAGUUACAGCGCGCAGCACAGUCUGGCCUUCGCGUAUCUGCCCCUGGAGCUGACGUCUGUGGGGCAGAAGGUGGAGGUGGAGCUCCAGGGAAGACGGUACCCCGCAAUGGUCAUCCAGGAACCUCUCAUCCUGACGGAGCCCACACGGACCAGGCUGCAGAAAAAGGCCAAGACCAAAGCUGCUUAA
Knipowitschia caucasica is the source of this 2616-nucleotide messenger RNA. The record is from the annotation of a GenBank genome assembly. Lineage: Eukaryota; Metazoa; Chordata; Actinopteri; Gobiiformes; Gobiidae.